Messenger RNA from Caenorhabditis briggsae, 1038 nucleotides. The transcript is spliced from 3 exons. The record is from RefSeq and is a predicted model, not a curated record. Lineage: Eukaryota; Metazoa; Nematoda; Chromadorea; Rhabditida; Rhabditidae. Bases 1 to 1038 code for a protein of 345 amino acids.
AUGGAAGAUGAAGUCAUCUCAAAGAGCCCGAUUUUCGAGAGAAAAUUUAAAGAGUACUUUGGAGAUUUUGAUAAGACAAAGCAAAGGAUUGAAGAUCUUUUGGAUAGUAUCCAUGAUUGGUUGAGUCAGGUAGCUGCUUCUCAAGAUAAUAGUUUCUUGGAUUUUUCUUCCACUUUUUCAAAAUGUCCGAAACUUGAAGAAUUGGAUUUGAUGACUGAUAGAAGACUGAUGGCUAUUGAAAAGAUUGGAACAAUUGUGGCCACACCGAAUUUACAAACAGAUGCAGCUGCUUUUAAGAAAUCACUUCUGGACCUUUCGAAAUUGGACCUUCAAUUCUCUAGGUUUCAAAAGUCUCUAGAAAUGAUGCCACUCACUAUUCAACGACUUGCUAAGAAUCUAGCCAAGAAUGUUCAAGACCCUACAACUUUAUCUCCGCCUAUGAAAGCAGUGACUGCUCAACAGAUGUUACGUCUCUCGACAGGAUCGUCAAACAAUUCGACGAGCACAGUUAUUGCGGUUGUUGGUGGUUUUGAAAUGUAUGUUAGCUAUUUGGGGAAAACUUUGGCAACAACGGAAAGUACAGCAGCUACUGUUUCUACUAGUGUAACUCAGAAUUCAACCGAAGCCGCAAGACCAUCAGGAUCAACCACGCCAAUAGUGCCAACACCAGCUGUGCCUGUGGCACCACCACCGUCCGCUGCUCCAGCACCUGCCACACGGCCCAAUAUAACCCCUAGUGUCCGCGCAGCAGGUUCGUUCCAAGCCGAAAGCAUCCUGAAGAAACACAAACUUUCUAGUUUUGGCUUCCAUUGCUCCAGCACCCGGAACACAUCCGAACUUUCCAGCUCAUCGCGGAGGUUCUCCGAGCAACACGAUGCUUCUUACAAAUUCGCCCAUGGUCUAUUAGGAUGGGGAUUUCAACCUCCCGCUGCUGAAACAGAUACUAAUCCAAAUCCAGAUGCGACAGUAUCUGAAAGAGAUAGAGACAUACCAAUCACUGAUCCGAAAUUUGGGAAUAAAAAAAGUAGAACUGCCUGA